Molecule: messenger RNA, 2186 nt
Organism: Paramormyrops kingsleyae
Lineage: Eukaryota; Metazoa; Chordata; Actinopteri; Osteoglossiformes; Mormyridae
Product: claudin-23-like
Cellular component (GO): bicellular tight junction; membrane
Molecular function (GO): structural molecule activity
Source: RefSeq, a predicted model, not a curated record
UUGCAAAUUUGCCUGAUACUGGCUGAUGGACGCCAUGCGCACACCGAGUAUACUUGUAUUUGGGAUAGUUUUUGCUCCCUGUGGUUUGGUGCUGGACCUGACCAGCACUGUAGCCCCGCACUGGAGAAUAAUCAGGAACAUUCCGAAUGAAGCGCCGGAUAUAAUCCUGCAGCAGGGGAUCUGGGAUAUAUGCCAAGCUUCCACGACUACGAGGAAGGUAACGUGCAACCAGCCAAACCCAACUUACUUCAGCCAACAGAUAAUUCCAAUCGCCAAGGGCUUGAUGAUCGCAUCUCUGCUGGUCACACUGCUGGGUCUAGCAGUGGCUAUAGCAGGAGUUAGAUGUUGGAGAGAACGGCCAAACUGGAUAAUCGCAGGAAUUGGGGGGUUUUUUAUAUUCCUCUCUGGUGUCAUGACUCUGAUUCCCAUUUCGUGGUACACGCACAUCUUCACAGCCAUCCCAGCAGAGAGCCAGAGCAUUACCCCGGGAUAUUGCAUUUUUCUGGGUUUCAUCGGCGGCAUCAUGGAAGUUCUCAGUGGAUCAGCCCUGAUAAUCGGAAUGUGCUCUUGUUGCGGCGGGUGGAACCGGGGAGAGAGACGUUCGAGCAACAAAAGCACCUACUUCCACAACACAGCGGCCAUGCCCCGGAGGAUCGAGGUGCCCAGCAUCAGCAGGACCAGGAGCGACGCCAGCAGCGUCCCGUACUCCAGAGACACUCUGGACGGCCGGGAUUUCCCUCAGGCGAAGCCUUCAGGGAGGAUCAACACCACGUACAGUAGCAGAAUGUGUGAUGCUGAUUUGUGGAGAGGAUGUUUCAGCAUUUACUCCGGAAUCUGCCUGCACCUGUUGUUAAUUUGCCUGACACUGCUGCUGGACACCAUGCGUACGCCGGGUCUACAUAUAUUUGGGAUGGUUUUUGCUCCCUGCGGCUUGGUACUGGAUCUGACCAGCACUGUAGCUCCGAACUGGAGAGUACUCAGUAAUAUUCCGAAUCAAGCGCCUGAUAUGAUACUACAGCAGGGGAUCUGGGAUAUAUGCCAAGCUUCCACGAUUACCACCACGGUAACGUGUAGCCAGCCAGACACAACUUACUUCAGCCAACAGAUAAUCCCAGUCGCCAAGGGCUUGAUGAUCGCAUCUCUGCUGGUCACACUGCUGGGCAUUGCAGUGGCCACAUUCGGAGUUAGAUGCUGGAGAGAUCGGCCAAACUGGAUAAUCGCAGGAAUUGGGGGUAUUUUUAUAUUCCUCUCUGGUGUCAUGACUCUGAUUCCCAUUUCGUGGUACACGCACAUCAUAACAACCAUCCCAUCAGUGACAGUGACCCCGAGCAUUGCAGCGGGUUAUUGCAUUGUUCUGGGUUUCAUCGGUGGCAUCAUGGAAGUUCUCAGUGGAUCAGCCCUGAUAAUCGGAAUGUGCUCUUGCUGCGGCGGGUGGAACCGGGGAGAGACACGUUCAAACAUCAAAACCACUUACUUCCGCAACACAGCGGCCAUGCCCCGGAGGAUCGAGGUGCCCAGCAUCGGCAGGACCAGGAGCGAAGCCAGCAGCGUCCCGUACUCCAGAGACACUCUGGACGGCCGGGAUUUCCCUCAGGCGAAGCCUUCAGGGAGGAUCAACACCACGUACAGUAGCAGAAUGGGCGACGCUGAUUUGUGAAGACCCGCAGGGUAACGAAUUCUGUUAAAAUUCAUUUUAAUGAUGGAAAUAUUCUUUAGGGGUGAUUGUGAGGCAGACAAUUUGUUCCUUUGUGUUAUGCUGGUUUCAUAGCUGUCCAAGGCCACUUUUAACAUCUUCCUCAUGGAAAACAUGUAUAUUACAUGCAAAACAAAUGUCAAAAAUGUUUACUGUUAUACUGUAGCUAUCAAGCCUAGUUACAGUAGUCUGAUGCAGCGAGUACAAGGUUACGCUGUAAGUCCACCUUCUAAAUUGCUGUGUACAUUUGGGUGCUGGGUUAUUAAUGCUAGCAAAGAAUAUAUUAAGCCAUGUGCCUUAAAUAUCAUUUGCUGCUUUAAAAAUGUUAAAGUCUAAAUAUACAGUUCCGGCCAACCCUGUUGAUUUGUGAAUUUUUCAUGACAGUACUAGUCUGAGGAAUGAUAGAAUGCCUUUUUUUUUUUAUCAGAGCUGGACAGUAUAAUGUACAUUCUUAGGAUACUUUAUAGAAAUAAACACUAAACAGCUGCUGUAA